AUGCAGGGGAACGGGCAGCAAGUGGCACCGGGGAAGGGCCACGAGGACCACCUCGGCGGGAUCGGGGCGGCUGACGGCGGGCUGCAGGCGGCGGCCGUGCCAAUGCUGCCGGCCAUGGAGGUGGCAGAGGAGCCGGAGAAAGCUCCGAGUGGCAAGAGAAAGGAUCCCAACACCUACAAAGUGCUGUCUCUGGUACUCUGUGUCUGCAUGUUAACGACAAUCCUAGGAUGUAUAUUUGGCCUGAAGCCUAGCUGUUCAAAAGAUGUGAAAACCUGCAAAGGUCGUUGCUUUGAAAGGACCUUUGGAAGCUGCCGUUGUGAUAGAGAUUGUGUCAAGCUUGGAAACUGCUGCUUAGAUUACCAGGAAACAUGUAUACAACCAGCCCACAUAUGGACCUGCAAUAAAUUCAGAUGUGGGGAGAAGAGGCGACCAGAAUAUCACUGUUCCUGUUCAGAUGACUGUGAGGAAAAUAAAGAUUGCUGUAUCAAUUAUCAAGCUGUUUGUAAAGGAGAGGCAAGCUGGGUUGAAGAAGAGUGUGAGGACAUUACUGAACCUCAGUGUCCCAAAGGAUUUACCAAAUCUCCAUUGUUACUGUUUUCGUUGGAUGGCUUCAGAGCAGAAUAUUUGCAGACUUGGGGUGGACUUCUACCUGUUAUUAGCAAACUACAGAGAUGUGGAACAUACACCUCCAGUAUGAGACCAGUGUAUCCUUCAAAAACCUUUCCCAAUCAUUACUCCAUCGUCACAGGGCUGUAUCCUGAAUCUCAUGGUAUAAUCGAUAACAAGAUGUAUGACCCCAAAAGAAAUGCGUCUUUCACUCUAAGAAGCGAGGAGAAAUUUAAUCCACAGUGGUACCAAGGACAGCCUAUUUGGCUAACGGCUAUGUACCAAGGUCUGAAAGCGGGUACAUUCUUUUGGCCUGGGUCAGAUGUAGCAGUUAAUGGAAGUUUUCCAAACCUGUAUGAAAAAUACAAUAGCUCAAUCCCCUUUGAAGAAAGAGUGGUAACUGUUCUUCGCUGGCUGCAGUUACCUGAAGGUGAAAGACCACACUUUUACACUCUGUAUUUAGAAGAACCAGAUUCCUCAGGCCAUAAGUUUGGACCAGUGAGCAGUGGAGUCAUUAUGGCAUUACAGAGAGUGGACAGCAUAGUAGGAAUGCUGAUGGAUGGUCUCAAGCAACUGAACUUGCAUAAAUGCCUGAACAUUAUUUUUAUUUCAGAUCAUGGGAUGGAAGUAGGGAGCUGCAGAAAAACAGCAUAUCUGAACAGCUAUCUGGACAGUGUUCAGGAUUUCAUACUGGUACCUGGUCCUGCAGCUCGCCUAAGACCUAAUAAUGUUCCAGAUGAGUAUUUCUCUUUUAAUUAUGAAGGCAUUGUCAGAAACCUCACAUGCAUAGAACCAAAUCAGCCUUUCAAAGCUUAUAUGAAACAGCUGCUACCCAAGCGUUUCCAUUAUUCCUACAAUGACCGGAUUGAACCGUUGCACUUCUAUUUGGAUUCACAAUGGCAGCUUGCUAGGAAACCACUUGAGAUUAAAAGCUGCACAUCUGGAUUCCAUGGCUCAGACAAUCGCUUCCCCAGUAUGCAGGCUAUCUUUAUUGGAUUUGGACCAGGAUUCAAGUUUCGUACUCAAGUUGAUCCCUUUGAAAACAUUGAAGUAUAUAAUUUAAUGUGUGAUUUGCUUGACUUGAAAGCAGCCCCAAACAAUGGAACCCAUGGACGCCUGAACCAUCUUUUAAGGAACCCUGUUUACACUCCCCACCAUCCCAAAGAAACAAAUCAUCCUUCUGAAUGCUCUGUUGUGGGACAAAGAGCUUUUCCAGUGAGCCUUGGCUGCUUCUGCAAGGCAGGGGGCUUGCCAAUAAGGGAUUUUCACCAGCGUUUAAAUCUCACUGAAACAGAAGUUAAGAAGAUAGAGAAACUUAGUUUGCCCUAUGGACGGCCUAGGGUUCUGCAGAAGAAACAUAAUUACUGCCUCCUUUACCAUUACCACUAUGUGAAUGGGUACAGCAAGGACUACAGGAUGUCUCUGUGGAGUGCGUACACUAUUAACAAAGAUGACAAAUGGCUUCCUGCUACAGAAGUCACCUCCAACUGUUUACACAAGGAUGUUCGUGUUUCUUUUAAUCAUAACCAGACAUGUUUGUUUUACAACAAUCAUCCUCGUCUAACUUAUGGAUUCCUUUCUCCUCCAAAUUUUAUGACUGAUGAAGAGCAACCUCACUAUGAUGCCUUCCUUACCAGCAACAUUGUGCCAAUGUAUCCUGCAUUUAAAGUGUUAUGGAACUACUUUCACCAGAACCUGCUACCUGAAUAUGCUGCAGCCAGCGGUGGUGUCAAUGUAGUCAGUGGUCCUGUGUUUGAUUAUGACUCUGAUGGGCUCUAUGAUACCCCAGAAAAGGUGAAAAGACAUCCCAGUAAUUCAGAAGUUCCAGUUCCUACUCACUUCUUCAUUGUGCUGACUAGUUGUAAAAAUACUUCUGAAACUCCUCAGGACUGUGAAGGAUCUCUAGAUGCCUUGUCUUUCAUUGUACCUCACAGAGAAGACAACAGUGAAAGCUGUGCAGAUGGCAAAUCUGAGUCCACAUGGGUUGAAGAAAGAAUGAAGUUUCAUACAGCACGGAUCAGAGAUGUGGAGUUACUUACUGGACUCAGCUUCUAUCAAGACAGAAAACAGCCAGUGUCUGAGAUUUUACAGUUAAAAACGUUUUUACCAACUUUUGAAACUGUCUGAUUUUUUUUUUCCUAUGGAAUGUCACUGCCCAUUUCACCAACUGAUUUGUAAAUAGACUAUUUUUAAUUAAUGAAAAUGGUUUUUUUUAAAUAAGCUUACUGAAAACUCUUGACCAAAAUGCCAGUAGGGAGGAGAGUGGGUGCCAUAUUUGAAUCUCAGGGACUCCUGAUGGACUAAUGUAUGUAACACAGGAUGGCAGCUCCUGUCAUUCCCACUCAAAUGUGGUAGAACCAUGUUAACAGCAUUUGAUCAUCAUAGUCUGAGACAUGAACAAAAAUAUUAUCUUUUAUAUGUGUGGGAGAGCAAAAAGUUUAUAAAGCAUGGGUUAGGAUCAAUAUUCUGCUUUAAAAAUAUAGGUAACUAGCAAAUUCCCCAAGUUCUGGGAAAUAAUGAUGUUCUUGGUGACUGAAAUAUAAAAAACAGCUCACUACAAUGUUCCUUGAAGCAUGAAUUGUGCUUUGAGUUUCAUGAAAUAAUGCAGUGUUAUGGUGCAAGAAGCUGUACUGAGGUUGGUAAGACAGGUGACCGAAACUGUCCCCUCCAGGGAAAAGAGGCUUGGCUGAAGGAAGUGGGUUAGCUGGGACACCCUGGUGUGUGACUGCCCUCUGGUGUCACCAGCUCUGAAGGAGAGUUUCAUGUGCAAUUUGCAUGUCCUAAUAUCUAUCCUCAAAAUGAGGAAGUAUAGGGUGUAUCAGGUUGCCUGCAAAUCAGAAGAAAUUAGCUCAGGAGUGUCUCUGAGCUCCUGGAAAUAAUGAUCUUACUUCAAAUUACACUUAGAUUUGAUGAAAAGGUUUUGUUUUCUUGAAGCAAAGAUGACUUCCUCCGUUUAGUGUGUGACUUUGUCAGCUGUGGUUUUGGAAUCCCAUUUUUGACAAGAAAAGGUAAUUUUGCACUCAGAUUGUUGCCUCAGACUGCUGAGAUGAUCCCCUCUAAAUGGCACAUCCCAUGACUACAGCGAAUGCGCACAGGCCGUUCACUUGUCUGUUGGCAGCUGAUCCCAGCUGUGUUUGUAGCUGCUGUUAGUGCUGCAUCAUCCAAAGUCCAGCUCGUGUAAGUUGCCCACCUUGAAUGCAGAUGCUGCCAGAUGCAAAUUCUCAAGAAGCACGUAAUGAGCUUUCUUGGAAGCUUUCAGACUCCACGAGCAGCUGCUACAGGCACUCAGGAGUGUCGGAACUCCCUCCUUUUCCAGUACACAUGCUAUGUAUUGCCUUUGUAGUUCUUCCACUCUAAAGUCGAUGAGCCAAAAUUGGCUCUUAUGUAUAGUUUGGCAUAGUCAAUUAAACGUUUAUCUUCUCAUUUAAAAAGAAGAAAAUGCAUCAUGCAUAAGUGUGUGAGAAGAAUGAAGAGCCCGUGACUGAGCAGCAAGGUGUUUUAUCUUACAGUUUGGUCAGGGGGCGUCGGAGGCUGGAUUCAAAGCCUGCAGAAAUCUGAUGGAAGUUUAUCUGUUAACUUCAUUUUGAGUGGGCUGAAAUCCUGGGACCAAUUUAUGUUUUUUCUUUUAACCAAAUGUAUUUUAUUGAUCUUCCAUUACAAAGGUGAUUUUUAUUUUUUUUCCCCCUGAAGUAGUUUCACUGUGUGAAAUUUAAAUUUGUUGUAGCAACCUCACAUCAUGGUAUGACUGUGACAGCAUUAUUCCAUGUAACUGCUUUGUAACA
This is a messenger RNA of Colius striatus (speckled mousebird), 4388 nucleotides long. RefSeq names its product ectonucleotide pyrophosphatase/phosphodiesterase 1 (gene ENPP1). Lineage: Eukaryota; Metazoa; Chordata; Aves; Coliiformes; Coliidae. The transcript is spliced from 25 exons. The record is from RefSeq and is a predicted model, not a curated record. The coding region runs from base 1 to 2733 and encodes 910 amino acids. Gene Ontology annotation, molecular function: nucleic acid binding; phosphodiesterase I activity; dinucleotide phosphatase activity. Gene Ontology annotation, cellular component: cell surface. Gene Ontology annotation, biological process: regulation of bone mineralization; ATP metabolic process; negative regulation of fat cell differentiation.